AUGACCGACGUGGACUCGCCUUCUUUGCUGCUUCUGGACUCGUUCUGCCUUGUGCACAUAGCCCAAUUCCUGACGUCGCCUAGAGACCUGGUUUCGCUACAGCGCACUUGCAGGACCCUGCAUGGUUUACUUCAAGCAAACAGCGUGUGGGCUAAUAUACUUAAGCUUAACUAUGGGGGUUUCCAGUUGCAGCUCGUACCUUCGGUUGCCAAGGGGGGUACCUCCUCGGCACCGGCUGCAGUGGGCCCCUUCCGAUUACCAAGCUUCAAGUACCUUUGCCGCCUACUUCAGCAGUCGUCACAGGAUCUACAUCCUGUGAGGUUUGUAGCCAUCUACACGGACGGUGGCGUGGACACGGGAACGCUUCAUUACUGGGCUGACCAUGCCUUCAUCCCGAACUCUUGGGCACCGUUCUGCGCCAAGUAUGCCGACAACGUAAACCUACUGGCUAUCCUCAAGACCGGUCCUGACGCCACAGGAGAGCUCUCCCACCGUUCGCUGAUGAUCAAUUGCCUAAAAUGGGUCCUGCCUCUGCUUCAGCACCACCCCAUGCCGAGCCAUCCCGAGACGCACCCCAUAGAUCCGACCAACCUGAACGAAGCGGCGGAGAUGCUGUCGGCGUGGAAGACACAAC
Messenger RNA from Volvox carteri f. nagariensis, 634 nucleotides. RefSeq lists its product as uncharacterized. Gene Ontology annotation, molecular function: protein binding. The record is from RefSeq and is a predicted model, not a curated record. Lineage: Eukaryota; Viridiplantae; Chlorophyta; Chlorophyceae; Chlamydomonadales; Volvocaceae. The annotation marks the transcript as partial. The transcript has 2 exons.